AAUUUUGACUGCUUAAAACUGCAUAGAAUAAUUUGUUCAUUGUAUAGCUUGUGUUUAGUCUCUUCAAAUACAUAUUAACUCUCACGCACACCCGUUGGAAUUUCUCGUUAAUAAUUAUCAGACAAUACUGCUUUGAUUAGUGUUACUGUUAGUCUUUAUUUUCAUCUAAAAGUGUUAGGAAAUCGAAAUAGGAAAUGCAAUGGAGACUGAGUUGAAGUGUCGCUUGUUCUGUACUUCAAUAUCAAUGGCUUCGAAAAAGUUAGAGGAAGUAGAGUCAGGAAACACUUUAUCAGGGAGCAAUUCAAUUCCGCUUAAUUCACCAUGUGGAACAUGGAAAACGCAUCCUAUUGAGGUUUUUCAGAAGAGAUUAAGCUCUAACGUUAAAAAAACUAAGACGACUUCAAAGUCGGUCAUCACUUUGUUUCCGCAAAAUGUAUCACCGAUUGCAAUAAAAUGCCAUUUUUAUUUUAAUAAUGGCUAGUAGGUGAAAGAUAUAUGCAAGUAUAAGAAGCUCUUGAUUUCAGUGCAUAGAUUGUGGUUGAAAAUGUAAGUGGUUUUUAUAUGCGUUGCACAGGUUAUUGGAUAGAUCCCAUUUCCGUCGUCGAUUAUUCUAUAAAUUCUCUCGCUACUUCAGUUAUAGAAUAACUCAUGCGGUCCAACAUUUUUUACAAUGAAAAACAAAUUAGUUAAAACAAAAUUUAGGCGCGAAUGAUUCUCUAAAAGGCAAAUUCUCAAGUUCCUGUUAUAAAUAGAUAAAAAUACCAUUUCUUUAGGUGUUAACUUUCGUAAACCAUAAGAAACUUAAAUGUAUUUUCUAAGCUACAUAAAAUAAAUUGUUUCACGCCUAGCAUUGUUUUGUGAAUGCUGCAUUUAAUGAUUACAGUCCAGGAUUCAGUGAAAUGAAAGCGACUUGAAUUCUAAAUAUCAAUCAAUAUAAUUAUACAUUUUGAGUUUAAAUAUAACUUGUCCUGUAACAUACGUUUCCUUGCUGUCAAAGGUUAUAUGUCCUCUCGAAAUACUUCUAAUUGUAUUACAUAGUCAACUUUAAAUUGAUAGUUACAAAACGUAGGCAAAACACAAAUAAAUGGAGGUUGUUUCUGUGGUGGAAGCAAAAUGAUUGUAUGUGUAAAUACCAUGAACGACAAAAUCAAAUAUUUUAUGGGAAUAAUAAAUUUUAUGUGGUUGAUUACUUCUAUUUAGGUCAUGAAAUAUUUUUCUCCCCAUAAUAGCUUCGUUGGUCGCUAUUUUGUCUUUUAUGUUGUGGCGAAAUUAGUGUCCCUUAGAAACGAUUACAGAGUUCACGUCAAUGUUUUCCAAAUUUAACUAGGUCGAUGCAAACAAGGGGAUAAUAUUUAGAAGAAAAUAAAGAUAGAUUACUUGUAAAGGCGUAAUCCAUGAAUUGUUUCUAAUUCAUAUUUGUGACAGUUGUUAAUCAAGUAAGGCAUAAGUUCUGCGCUAAAAUGUAUAAAUACAGAUGACAUCAUUUUUGAAGCACAGGAUUAUUGUCAGAAUGCAUUUCUCAAUACUCCUAAAUCUUUAAAACAUUUGGUUGUGAUUAUUAAGUAAUGUAUGUUAAAUAAAGUUGGAUGUACUACUAAAGUGACGAUUGUAGCUUCAUGUGCGUCCUACGGUUAUGGUUGUCAUAUCUCUGCCAUGGAAAGUGCAGUAAAUAGUUUAAGAAGCAAUAUUCAGUCUAUUACCUGACUUCACAGGUUUACUCCAAUAAAUGUUGAUAUUUGUUACUGUUGGAAGAUGUACUGAGUGUGGUAGUAGUUAUGAAGUCUAUCCGGGCUAUUGUACCAUAUCGAUAUAUGUGAGUUACUUUCUGAAUCUCAGUAGCCAUGAGAAGUCAUCAUAUUUAUAGUUUUAAACCUGAUAGUAGGCCAAAUUUUAGGAUUCAGUGAUUAUAAUUUAGUUUUAAGAUUCAUAUAGGUGUCUACAAACAAAAAAGUCAUACGAAGGCAAUUUGUCGAUUAAAAAAGGGUUCUGAAUAUGCUUUUAUAUGGAUUCUUGAUUACGUGGACUAUCGAAAAGGCCAUAGUAUUUGAAUAUAACUAGCCUUAAGCAGGAUUAACAUGUGUGCAAACUACUUAAUUCAGUUUUAUAUGAUGUUUAAUACGGAGAUUGUAAAAUAUCCCUUUACCUUUAUUUUCUAUCAACACCAUAAAUUAUGUUUUCAGGCUUUGUUAAUUAUAUCAAUAGAAUUCAAUAAUUGAGCUAAAUUAUUUUUGCUUGUAGUAUAAACCUUGUCAAUUUGCCGAUUUUAGUCCAUAAAUUUCACCCUGUUAGGUUUCAUAGGAACGAAUAAAAGACACGAAAAGACAACAGCAUCCAUUUAGGAAAUACGCAGUUAGGUUAUUUAGAUGUUAUAAGAUUGUUAUGCAGUUGUCUCAACCCUGUUUAAUUCACUUAGAUAUCCAUCUUUUAUAUUUUCUCUAAAAUUAGGGAGUUUUAUCGACGACAGGAUGAACAUAUUCGUGAGUUGGAGAAGAUAGCAACCAUUAUGGAGGCAGAAACCUCUGAUGUAGAGAUAACGUCCAAUCACUAUUCUAUUAGGCGGCAAACGCGAAUUAAUACAAUGAUUAUUAGUAUUGUAUUUUGUGCCAACGUGGUACUUUUAUUGGGUAAAGCUGUAGCAUCUGCAUUAUCAGGGUCAUUAGCAAUCAUAUCAUCUUUGUUAGACAGUUGUGUUGAUUUGGCUUCCGGUGGAAUCAUGUGGUUCGCUGCUCGUCAAAUGCGUAAAAGGAAGCCAUACAAAUACCCAGAAGGGAGAACAAGGCUUGAACCAUUAGCAGUAAUUGUACUCUCUGUAUUUAUGGGUAGCAUUUCUAUACAACUUCUAGCUGAAUCUAUACAAGCCAUUGUUCGUAUGUCACAAAAUAAUCAAGAAGCACCAAACGUUAAUGAUUUAGCUUUGGGAAUAAUGGCAUCCGUAAUUGUGACUAAACUAAUCCUAUGGAUUGUUUGUUUUAAAUAUGGUGCUGGAAUGGCUAUCGAUGCUCUUAAAACCGAUCAACGUAAUGAUAUACUUACAAAUGCUGCAUCAAUUUUAUUUAGUGGUCUUGCUGGACGUUUACCUAAUUUACUAGGACAAAAACAAUACGAAAAUCUUAAGUAUUUAGAUCCCGUUGGAGCUAUACUUAUUGGUUCUUAUAUUUUGUAUUCUUGGUAUCAACUUGGUGCUGAACAGAUACGUAAUCUAGCUGGUCAUACAGCUAGUCCAAGCUUUAUUCAAAAGAUUGCGUUCGUUUGUCUUAAUUAUCAUCCGUUGAUUGAACAAUUGGAUACCAUUAGAGCAUUUCAUUUUGGUGAAAACUUCUUGGUUGAAGUUGAUAUUGUAUUACCUAAAGAAAUGUGUCUUAAAGAAGCUCAUGAUAUUGGUGAAGGAUUACAAAAGAAAUUAGAAAAAUUAGAAACAGUUGAACGAGCUUUUGUACAUUUAGAUUAUGAAUUUUCACAUCGUCCAGAAACUGAGCAUAAAAUAGUUUAGAAGAGAAGAAAGAAAUUUCAUUGCAUCCUAUUUUUUUUAAAAAACAGUUUAAAGUGUACACAUACAUAUGACAUGUAUCUAGAAUAAUUUGCUAGAUUUUUUUCUUUAAGAAUUUCAUUUCAGAGACUUUCAUAUGCUAUUCCAUUGUUUUUUUCUUUUUAGUCAUUUCAUCCAUUUUAUAUUUGACCGACACAUAUUUAUUUUCUGUGCAGAUUUACUAACAUACAAUCAAUAUUAAACAUUUUGUAUUAUUACAUAAUAAACCAUAAUAGUCAAAUAAAACCAAUAAUAAUUAUGUUAAUUAAUUUAUAAAAUAUAAUGAAGUGUGUUUUUUUUUUAACAGCAAAGAUAAUCUAUGCCAAUAAUAAAGCAUUGACUCCAAAUUAAUUAAUAUUAUUAUUGAUAUUGAAACUAUUGAACUUAUAUUACUGUUUAUCCACAGUUUUACUAUAUACAUGAUGAAUAAGUUUAUUUAUUAGAGUUUAUAUAUAUAUUAAAAUUGUCGCUAGAUUAUAGUUUUUUGUUAUAAAGAAGAAGAAAAACAAAAUUAUUAGAAGACAAUUUAAAUGUUAAUUGGCGUUUGUGUGUGUGAGUGUGUAUUGUGAUUUUGUUAUUUUGUUUACUUUUACUGUUUAUCUAAAUAGUCCAUCUAAUUGUUAAUGUCAAAAUCUUUUUUUUUUCUUCAAAGAUAGAUAUUACCGAAUUUUUCAUUAAUUUAUAUUUUCCAUUCAUAUAACUUGAUACAAUUAUAUUUUUGAUUAUUAUUUAGUUGGUUUUUUUUUAAAAAAAAAUUAGUUGACUAACUAUUUUCCCAACUGAGCAAUAAGGAAGAUUUAUUUGUGUUAUUUUCUUGAACACAUUAAGAAUAACCUUCCUACCAUCUGAAUUCUUUUAUGAUAUUUAUUUUUAUGUUGAAGUGCUUGCUCUUUUAAAUCUGUAAUUAAAACAUCAGAAUGUCAAAUAAAUGAUUAUC
Molecule: messenger RNA, 4463 nt
Organism: Schistosoma rodhaini
Lineage: Eukaryota; Metazoa; Platyhelminthes; Trematoda; Strigeidida; Schistosomatidae
Source: the annotation of a GenBank genome assembly